This is a messenger RNA of Drechmeria coniospora, 1209 nucleotides long. RefSeq names its product eukaryotic initiation factor 4A-12. The record is from RefSeq and is a predicted model, not a curated record. Lineage: Eukaryota; Fungi; Ascomycota; Sordariomycetes; Hypocreales; Ophiocordycipitaceae. Gene Ontology annotation, molecular function: mRNA binding; ATP binding; RNA helicase activity. The transcript is spliced from 3 exons. Gene Ontology annotation, cellular component: catalytic step 2 spliceosome; nucleolus. The coding region runs from base 1 to 1209 and encodes 402 amino acids.
AUGGCUGAAGGCGCAGGAGGUAUCGACCGCAAGGCGGAUGAGAGGAUGGAAUUCUCCACCUCAAAGGAGGUGACGGUCCACCCGACCUUCGAAGCCAUGUCUCUCAAAGAGAACUUGCUUCGUGGCAUUUACGCCUACGGCUAUGAGGCACCGUCGGCUGUCCAGUCUCGUGCCAUUGUUCAGGUCUGCAAAGGUCGCGACACCAUCGCGCAGGCCCAGUCGGGCACAGGCAAGACGGCAACAUUUUCCAUUAGCAUGCUGCAGGUCAUCGACACCGCUGUUCGCGAGACACAGGCUCUCGUUCUGUCACCCACCCGAGAACUGGCAACCCAGAUCCAGAGUGUCGUCAUGGCGCUGGGAGAUUACAUGAACGUCCAAUGCCACGCGUGCAUCGGAGGCACCAACGUUGGCGAAGAUAUUCGGAAGCUCGACUAUGGUCAGCACAUCGUGUCCGGCACACCUGGGCGUGUUGCCGACAUGAUCCGAAGACGCCACCUACGCACGCGACACAUCAAGAUGCUAGUGCUGGACGAAGCCGACGAGCUGCUCAACAAGGGCUUCCGAGAGCAAAUUUACGACGUGUACAGGUACCUGCCUCCGGCGACACAGGUCGUCGUUGUCAGUGCCACGUUGCCGUACGACGUGCUCGACAUGACGACCAAGUUCAUGACGGACCCCGUUCGCAUCCUCGUCAAGCGUGACGAGUUGACGCUCGAAGGCCUCAAGCAAUACUUUAUUGCCGUCGAGAAGGAGGACUGGAAGUUUGAUACCCUCUGCGACCUAUACGACACCCUCACCAUCACACAAGCUGUCAUCUUCUGCAACACCCGCCGCAAGGUCGAUUGGCUCACCGACAAGAUGCGCGAGGCAAACUUUACCGUCAGCAGCAUGCACGGCGACAUGCCUCAAAAGGAGCGAGACAGCAUCAUGCAGGACUUUCGGCAGGGAAACAGCCGUGUGUUGAUCUCGACGGAUGUGUGGGCUCGCGGCAUCGAUGUGCAACAAGUCAGCUUGGUUAUCAACUACGACUUGCCUAGUAACCGAGAGAAUUACAUCCACCGCAUCGGACGAAGUGGCCGAUUCGGCCGCAAAGGUGUUGCCAUCAACUUUGUCACAACCGAGGACGUUCGCAUCCUUCGCGAUAUUGAGCUGUAUUACUCGACGCAAAUCGACGAGAUGCCCAUGAACGUGGCUGAUCUCAUCGCUUGA